CCCCUUGAUGACAUAAACCGAGCUAGUAUGUUGUGUAACUCCUCGUUUUGUGAAGUAUGCCGGUGACCGUCGCGUCGACCCGGGAUUUGACGUUCUCUCCGCUGUCUUUAUAAAGUGGAUGACUCCACAGCGUUGCCAUGCCAACGGACGGUUCGGAGGAGCUGGUGCCAUCGGCACUGUCCAGUCCAGCUAGUGCUGCUCUAACUCCGGGAACGGUUGAGGAGGAUGGCGGGUCAUCGGGUUGCUUCCAAGGCAAUGAGGGUGCCACCGCGGUGGAAAACCUCACCGCAGGUGGAAAGAGGGCUGGAGCCUUGCUGCAAAUUGACCGCCAGCGCAUCCAAGGAGCAGCAGCCAGUUCAGGGGCUGAUGAAUUGCAAGGACUUGGGGUGGCUGUCUACGACCAGGAUGUACUUGAGCAGGGUGUCAUGCAGCAGGUGGAUGAGGCCAUCCAAGAGGCCAAUCAGGCAGCUGCUAGAAUCGAGGCGGAGAAGGAGUACGAGUCUGUUAUGGAUGAUGUCAGAUCUGUGACAAUGUCUCUGAAGCAUAUAAACAAAAUCAUUGAGCAGUUGACUCCAUACGCUUCAUCGAGUAAAGAUAUCACUCGGAAGAUCGAAUCGGUCAAGCGGCAGAAAGAAAAUAAGGAGAAACAGCUGAAGAAGGUUAAAGCUAAACAGAGGCGUCUUCAGGCCAUUCUGGGAGGAGAGAGUGCUCAAAGGUUAGAAGCUGAGCUUUUGGCAGAAGAAGAUGGAGAAGAUGCAGAGGCUGGACCAUCCACACUCGGCAGCAUGCUCAUGCCAGCCCAAGAGACGGAAUGGGAAGAACUCAUACGGACAGGUCACAUGACUCCUUUCGGCACAAGGAUCCCACAAAAAGAAGACAAGAAGGAACCUCGAAAGCUGAUGCUUGCCGAGAACUCGGCCUUCGACCAGUAUUUGGCUGAUCAGGCAAAGAUAGCUAGUGAAAGGAAGAAAGCGCCUCUGGUCAAGAAGAAACCGCGCCCUGGAAUGAGUCCCGACCGAGCAGAGACAAAGAGCAAAAAAGGGAUUUCAUCCAAGGACAGGAAAAUGCAGAAGCGCAUGAGGAAGCUACAGAUCACAGCGUUGAGGGCUCAUCCUAAAGCAAGGCCAAAGAGCGAGCCUCAGAGCCCCAAGUUUAAGAGGAAGCGCCAACAUGACGCCGAUGAAACUGACAGCGAUGGGUCUGAGUAUGUGCCCAGCGACGGAGUCUACGAUCCAGACCAGGAGCAGCAAGAAGACAUGGAAGAAGGCUUUGGAGAGGAUGAUGAAGAGGAGUAUGACCUAAAACCUUAUAGCAGAAAGAUUGAAAGGAAUGUGAAGAAGAAAGUGAAGAGAAAGCAGAGUGAGGAUGAGUACGAUCCUGAAAGUUCAGAGGAGGAAGAUGUCAAAGGGAAAGAGAAAAAGUGCAAGGACGACGGCAACAUUGAGUACUACAGACAGCGAAUAAGAAAGUGGAAGCGACAGCGUCUCCGAGAAAGAGAAGAGAGGAGGGAAAGAGGCGAGGAGCUGUCUGACGACAGUGAUGCUGAGUUUGACGAAGGCUUUAAAGUUCCUGGUUUUCUGUGGAAGAAACUUUACAAGUACCAGCAGACCGGAGUGCGCUGGAUGUGGGAGCUCCACUGUCAGCAAGCGGGAGGCAUCCUGGGAGAUGAGAUGGGAUUGGGCAAAACCAUCCAGGUCAUCAGCUUUUUAGCCGGACUGAGCUACAGCAAGCUGAGAACCAGAGGGUCCAACUACAGGUACGCUGGUCUGGGUCCAACUGUUAUUGUGUGUCCAGCUACCGUCAUGCACCAGUGGGUCAAAGAGUUCCACACUUGGUGGCCGUCUUUCAGAGUCGCAGUCCUGCAUGAGACUGGCUCCUUCGCCAGCAACAAGGAAAAGCUCAUUCCUCAGAUCGCAGCGUGUCACGGAAUCCUGAUCACCUCAUACUCAGCUGUACGGAACCUGCAAGACACGCUGCAGCGCUAUGACUGGCACUAUGUCAUACUGGAUGAAGGCCACAAGAUCAGGAACCCAAAUGCUGGCGUUACCACGGCUUGUAAGCAGUUCCGCACACCUCACAGGUUCAUCUUGUCAGGCUCACCCAUGCAAAACAACUUGAAGGAGCUGUGGUCUCUAUUUGACUUUGUCUUCCCUGGUAAACUGGGCACCUUGCCUGUCUUCAUGGAGCAGUUCUCUGUGCCCAUCACCAUGGGAGGAUACAGCAAUGCCUCACCUGUCCAGGUGCAGACGGCGUUUAAGUGCGCCUGUGUGCUGCGUGACACCAUAAAUCCUUACCUCCUCCGUCGAAUGAAGGCUGACGUCAAGGCCAACCUGGCCUUGCCUGACAAAAACGAACAGGUUCUGUUUUGCAGAUUAACUGAGGACCAACGACAAGUUUACCAGAGUUUUCUGGACUCCAAAGAAGUUUACCAAAUAUUAAACGGAGACAUGCAAGUCUUCUCAGGUCUAAUAGCUCUGCGCAAGAUCUGUAACCACCCGGAUCUUUUCUCGGGGGGUCCCCGGAUGCUGAAGGGGAUCCCAGAGGACCAACUGACGGAAGAGGAACACUUUGGCUUCUGGAAACGCUCCGGCAAACUGAUGGUGGUGGAGUCGCUCCUGCGUCUCUGGCAUAAACAGGGACACCGAGUUCUCCUCUUCACCCAGUCCCGACAAAUGUUGGACAUCCUGGAAGUGUUUGUGAGGGAGAACCACUACAGCUACAUGAAAAUGGACGGCACCACCUCCAUCGGCUCACGGCAGCCUCUCAUCGCUCGAUACAACGAGGACAAAUCCAUUUUUAUCUUCUUACUGACCACUAAAGUAGGAGGCCUGGGAGUCAACCUGACUGGAGCCAACCGAGUCAUCAUCUACGACCCAGACUGGAACCCGAGUACAGACACACAGGCUCGGGAGCGAGCGUGGAGGAUCGGUCAGAAGCAGCAAGUCACCGUCUACAGGUUGUUGACCGCAGGAACCAUUGAGGAGAAGAUCUACCACAGGCAAAUCUUCAAGCAGUUCCUGACCAAUCGAGUUCUGAAGGAUCCGAAACAGAGACGCUUCUUCAAGUCGAAUGACAUCUAUGAACUCUUCACUCUGACGGACCCUGAUGGGACCCAGGGCACUGAGACCAGCGCCAUCUUUGCAGGCACGGGCUCUGAGGUCAAAGUGCCUAAGAAGCCAGAGAGGUCGAGAGUGAGGAACACCGUGAGCCGCCAUUUACACAAACAGUCCAUGUCCAAGAUGAGUGACUCCUCAUCGAACACUGUGGCGUUCAGUGAAGGAAGUGCCUCUGUGUGCAACAAGACAUCUCCGGAACAAACGUCUUCUCUUAAAAAUGGUGCUGAAAUGGACCCAGACACUCCUGACACAGCCGGCAACAACGCUGCAGUCAGACUGAACUCACACCAGAGCAGAGAGCUGACCAGCCCGCAGAAACACCGGGAGAAGAGGAAGCACUGCGACAUGGACAAGCACAAGAGAAAGAAGCGCAGGAAAGACGCUCGCUUCGAAGGCCAUCGCAUCUCUCAUCUGGUGAAGAAGAAGACAUUCAACAAACCGGCCAGUGAGGACAACCAGCAAGAAGACCAGAAGAAGUCGGACGAUUAUGUUUUGGCCAAGCUCUUCAAGAAAUCAGGCAUCCACAGCGUGAUGCAGCACGACACCAUCAUCGAGUCGUCCAACCCCGACUACGUCCUGGUGGAAGCAGAGGCCAACAGAGUGGCGAGGGAGGCCAUGAAAGCUCUGAAGGUGUCACGCCAGCAGUGCCGGGUGGCCUUCAACAGACCUGCACCGCCUCCUGCGAAAAAACGGUUUGGACUCAAGAAGAACUCUCUCUUGGCUGGACCCUCUGCUGAGACUCCUGCCCCUCCAGACAAAUGCAAGGAUGCUGCUAUCGUCAGGAAGUCAAAGAAGCCAGGUUCUGCUGCUCUCUUCAGUGGAGAGGCAGAGAACGAGUCAGCCCCCCUCUCCUCGUCCUCCCUGUUGGCUAAAAUCAAAGCCCGGAACAGUGUCCACGUGCCACCGAGCCAGAGGGAGGAAGCAGACGAAGAAGGCUCCGGCUCCACACCCGCGGCCAUGACGGAGCACGACGAGCUGCUGGCUGACCUACGGAACUUUGUGGCCUUCCAGGCCCACAUGGACGGUCAGGCCAGCACUCACGAGAUCCUGGAAUACUUCAAGCCCAGACUGACGCAGAAGCAGGCGCCGGUCUUCCGAGAGCUGCUCCGGAGCAUCUGUGACUUUCACCGAACUAACGGUCAGGAGGGGAUCUGGAGACUGAAGGAGGGCUUCCGUUGAGGGCGGUCGGACUGGAUUGCACUUCUCAAAACUUGAAUCUCAAUGCUUCCUAUGAGGUCACAUGAUCACAACGUAUGUAUGUGCAGCUGACCAAUCAGAUUUCCGUUAAUAUUCCUCAGCUUCUAAAAUCAAGAUCAUUCACUAAAAAACCUCAAAGCAUCUGCGUAUCUCAAAAGAUUCCUGACUCCGCUGGAUCUGAAAUGGUCCUGUGUGUCACUCUUCAGGGUCACGAUCACACACACACACACGCUGAAGUCGGGUAAAACAGAGGAGGAGACGCACACAGGCUCGACAAGCUGUAAUAGAUCAUGUGGCGGCGGCAGUAACAUCUACCUCACCGUUCUGGUUCUGACUCUGAACAACCUCUAAAUCUGCCAAAACUGGAGCUCUGACAGAGGCCAAACAAAAGGAGGCUUCUGAAAGGAAACCAGUGCAAUACAUGGUUCUACAAAGCAGACACACAACUGACUUCUCUUCUGCGCUGUGGCAGGUUUCCGUUACUUGAAUGUGAAUAUCUUUUCUCCCAAACUGUAAGACGUGUCAUUAUGAGUGUCAUUUGUGUCUUCAUGUGCCAGAUUUUUCAGUGUAAUAUUCCACUGUGAAAUAAACCAUUUGAAAUGU
Messenger RNA from Synchiropus splendidus (mandarinfish), 4916 nucleotides. RefSeq names its product excision repair cross-complementation group 6 (gene ercc6). Gene Ontology annotation, cellular component: nucleus. Bases 138 to 4295 code for a protein of 1385 amino acids. The record is from RefSeq and is a predicted model, not a curated record. Gene Ontology annotation, biological process: transcription-coupled nucleotide-excision repair. Lineage: Eukaryota; Metazoa; Chordata; Actinopteri; Syngnathiformes; Callionymidae. Gene Ontology annotation, molecular function: ATP-dependent chromatin remodeler activity; ATP binding. The transcript has 22 exons.